Molecule: messenger RNA, 665 nt
Organism: Belonocnema kinseyi
Lineage: Eukaryota; Metazoa; Arthropoda; Insecta; Hymenoptera; Cynipidae
Product: thioredoxin-2-like
Exons: 4
Coding region: 114-431 (105 amino acids)
Molecular function (GO): protein-disulfide reductase activity
Source: RefSeq, a predicted model, not a curated record
GGCGUCGCGACGCACUGUAGUUAUACCAGUCUUGCAGUCUGCUUCAUAUCAUCGUCGAGCAUUGUGUUCGGACGUCCAAUUUUUUUGCGAAAAAAGUCGAAAAGCAAGUGAAAAUGGUUCUCGAAGUUAAAGAUGCGGCACAUCUAAAGACUCAGCUUACUGAGGCUGGAGACAAACUUGUGGUCAUCGACUUCUUUGCAACAUGGUGCGGGCCUUGCAAAAUUAUUGGACCAAAACUCCAAGAACUUUCCGAGGAAUUCCCGGACGUUGUUUUCUUGAAGGUUGACGUUGACGAAAACGAGGACAUCGCUACUGAAUAUGAAAUUUCCAGUAUGCCUACCUUCGUUUUCAUCAAGAAUUGCACAAAGGUGGAUUCCUUUUCGGGAGCCAACUCCGACAAAAUCAAGACGACCAUUCUGAAACUUAAGUAGAAGAAACUUAAAUAACACGAUGUUUUUAUUAUUAAUAUAGGCAUUCUGUGUAAUGUUUUGUGACAAUUUAUUUCUAGACGUUAAAAGAAUCAUGUAUUUUUUAUCUGCUUGCCUUAAAAACAAGCUUCCGGUGUUAACUUCAGUGAUGAAGAACUUAAAUUUGCUAUAGACUUUUCAGCAAGUUGCUCCUGAUUAUAAUCGAAUUUCAGAAAUAUAUAAUAUAAAUAUUACAUA